AUGCCAUCAUUCGCUGAUUUGACAACUGAGUCUGGCCUCAAGAGCCUCAACGAGUACUUGCAAGACAAGACUUACAUUGUUGGCUUCGUCCCAUCCACUGCUGAUGUCCAGGCCUUCACCAUGGUCGGUGCCACCGCCCCAUGUGCCACCAAGUACCCACACGCCAACAGAUGGUACGUCACCAUCCAGUCUUACUCUGCCACCGAGAGAGCCGCCUUUGAGACUGUCAGCGAGACCGUGACCAUCGUCGCCGCCGCCGCCCCAGCUGCCAAGCCCGCCGCUGACGACGAUGAUGUCGACCUCUUUGGUGAUGAUGAUGAUGCUGAGUACGAGAAGCAGUUGGAGGAGCGCCGCAAGGCUGCCGAGGCCCUGAAGAAGCCAAAGGAGAAGGUCAUUGCCAAGUCCACCAUCAUGCUCGACGUCAAGCCAUGGGAUGACACCACCGAUAUGGCCGAGCUCGAGAAGUGCGUCCGUUCCGUCCAGAUGGACGGUCUCGUCUGGGGUGCCUCCAAGUUGAUCCCAGUCGGCUACGGUAUCAAGAAGCUCUCGAUCAACUGUGUCGUCGUCGACGAGUUGGUGUCCACCGACGUCCUUGAGGAGCAGAUCUGUGGUUUCGAGGACUACGUUCAGAGCAUGGAUGUCACUGCCUUCAACAAGAUCUAA
Acytostelium subglobosum LB1 is the source of this 663-nucleotide messenger RNA. RefSeq lists its product as hypothetical. The record is from RefSeq and is a predicted model, not a curated record. The transcript has a single exon. Gene Ontology annotation, biological process: translational elongation. Gene Ontology annotation, cellular component: eukaryotic translation elongation factor 1 complex; cytosol. NCBI's taxonomy places the organism in Eukaryota, Evosea, Eumycetozoa, Acytosteliales, Acytosteliaceae. Gene Ontology annotation, molecular function: translation elongation factor activity; guanyl-nucleotide exchange factor activity. Bases 1 to 663 code for a protein of 220 amino acids.